Chelmon rostratus (copperband butterflyfish) is the source of this 2599-nucleotide messenger RNA. It is a transcript of the gene slc7a7, whose product is annotated as solute carrier family 7 member 7. The transcript has 11 exons. Gene Ontology annotation, cellular component: membrane. Gene Ontology annotation, molecular function: basic amino acid transmembrane transporter activity; L-amino acid transmembrane transporter activity. The record is from RefSeq and is a predicted model, not a curated record. NCBI's taxonomy places the organism in Eukaryota, Metazoa, Chordata, Actinopteri, Chaetodontiformes, Chaetodontidae. Bases 411 to 1904 code for a protein of 497 amino acids. Gene Ontology annotation, biological process: amino acid transmembrane transport.
CAGCAGAGGUGGAACAGCCUAGAGCGCAGCCCAAAAAAGACAAGAGCAGCAGCGGCGUAAAAGACGCAGGGGGGAGACGCACGAAGACGCGUCUUAUUGGCUGUUACGCAGGGAAAGGACGAUGUUAAGGUGAGCCGAGGAGGAGAGGUGAACACAACUUGACAUCGGACAUUGUUUGGCAUCAAUUUGGACGCCCGGGAGGAGCUGAAACGCGACGAGUCACUCCUUCUCGAACCCACGUGCUGCUGCUGAUCUGCUGCUGCUGCCUCAAGAUGGCAGGAGGUGAUCAAAGAUAACCGGGGGGAAAAGUUUGUCUUCAGGCGCACAUCAAGGCGAAAAACUCUGAAAUUUUGUUCAAGAAACAUUUUAUAACUUUCUUAAUUUAUAAAUAAGCCACCAAAGAACGAACAAUGGCAUCUUACAGCCCCGCCCCGACACAAGAGGCGCCUAAUGGCAGACCCCCAUCGCCGACAUCUGAAGGCUCGGGGGAGUCCAUGAAGCUGAAGAAGGAGAUCUCCCUCGUGAACGGGGUCUGCCUGAUCGUGGGGAACAUGAUCGGCUCGGGGAUCUUCGUCUCACCCAAGGGCGUCCUCAUGCACAGCGCCUCCUACGGCCUAUCUCUGGUGGUGUGGACCAUCGGCGGGAUCUUCUCCGUGUUCGGGGCCCUGUGCUACGCCGAGCUGGGGACCACCAUCACCAAGUCGGGGGCCUCCUACGCCUACAUCCUUGAGGCCUUCGGGGGCUUCCUUGCCUUCAUUCGCCUGUGGACGUCGUUGCUCAUCAUCGAGCCGACCAGCCAGGCCGUCAUAGCUAUCACGUUCUCCAACUACAUGGUGCAGCCCAUCUUCCCCACCUGUGUAGCUCCAUACAUCGCCAACAGGCUGCUGGCUGCUGCUUGUAUAUGUUUGCUGACGUUUGUGAACUGCGCAUAUGUAAAGUGGGGCACCAGGGUCCAGGACUUCUUCACCUACGCCAAAGUCAUCGCUCUCAUCGCUGUCAUCAUCACUGGCCUGGUGAAGAUCGGACAAGGUCACACACAGAACUUUGAAGGCCUGUUCCAUGGCUCCUCUCAGGAUCCAGGACACAUUGCUCUGGCUCUGUACUCGGCUCUGUUCUCCUACUCCGGAUGGGACACCCUCAACUUUGUCACAGAGGAGAUCAAGAACCCAGAGAGGAAUCUGCCGCUGGCCAUCGCCAUUUCCAUGCCCAUAGUGACGGUGAUCUACAUUCUGACUAAUGUGGCCUACUACACCAUCCUCCCCAUCAAUGCGAUCUUAGACAGCGAUGCUGUCGCUGUGACGUUUGCAGACCAAGUAUUUGGUGUAAUGAACUGGACGAUUCCCUUGGCGGUGGCUCUCUCCUGCUUCGGAGGACUCAACGCCUCCAUCCUGGCAUCCUCCAGGCUGUUCUUCGUGGGCUCCAGAGAGGGCCAGCUGCCCGACUACCUGUGCAUGAUCCAUGUCAACCGCUACACUCCCGUCCCCGCCCUGCUCUUCAACGGCAUCAUGGCUCUGAUAUACCUGUGUGUAGAAGACGUCUUCAGGCUCAUCAACUACUACAGCUUCAGCUACUGGUUCUUCGUCGGUCUGUCCAUUUUGGGGCAAAUGUAUCUGCGCUGGAAGCAGCCAGACAGGAAGAGACCACUAAAGCUCAGCCUCUUCUACCCCAUCGUUUUCUGUCUCCUCACCGUCUUCCUGGUGGUGGUGCCGCUCUACAGCGACACCAUUAACUCCCUGAUCGGCAUCGGCAUCGCCCUGUCAGGAGUGCCUGUUUACUUCCUCUGCUGCUACACUCCGGCCAGCAAGAGGCCACUGUGGCUACGGAGCUUCAUCGCUAAAUCCGGCGUGCUGAUUCAGAAGGUGUGCUUCUCUGUCCUGACUGAAAUGGAUGACAAGGAAGAGUAGACGCUUGGAUUUAACGCCCUGACGAAUGCUGACGACACACAAAUGUAGAACCUGGACUCAUCCUGGCCGGUCGCAGCCGCCUCACGGCCUCAGUGGAUGAAACAUUUGAGCUUGAGCUGGACCCCGGCUCUCUGAACUGUCAAUCGUCACCCAGUGGCAAUGAUAAUGAAUGCAUGAAUGAUGGCGCCCGGGUGGUUGUUGGCAAGAUUUCACUCUAGAGGCUUCAGAGAGAACAUUUUAAUGCACUCCUGAAGAACACCUGUUUCUAUGACAGAACUGUACUUAUUAGAAUUAUUUGAUAUGUCAAGUCAAGUAUUUUGUAUGAAAUCACAUACAUGUAAUACAUUUUUGAUUGUACUGAAAGGUGGCAAAUUAUUAUUAUGACUAAACUGUUUAAAUGGACAGGAGUUAUUUGAAACUACAAGCACUGCUGACCAUAGAAACCUUGGUAUUAUUAUUAUUUGCACACAUGAAAUCAAGCAGUUAAGGAGAUUAGAAUGUGCUUCCACAUUCACCAAUGUGGGGGAAAUAGUUCAUAAGAAGUUUUAUACUGUAGGGUGCAAAGUCUGGUGAAGUGAAGGGCUAUUUUUAUCAUUUUUUCUGCAGUGUCUUCGUAAGAGUUUGAGACAGUUGAGCUGCAAACAUGUAUUGCUAAUAAAAUGACUUGUUGACAACAUAAAUGGAUGUAUUUCUUU